AUGCCAGAUUUGACACCAUCAAAUGGAAAUUCUCCAACAAAUGCCAACAAUAAUUCACAAUUGUCUGACCUUAACAAAAUUAAAACGUAUGGACUUACUGGUCCUAUAAGUUUGGCUUAUCCAAGGCCAGAGGAGUUAAAAUUAACUGAACAGCUUGAUAUGGUUCUGCAUAAUAAUGAUAUGUAUGAGACUCAUGAAGAAAUGACCAAAAGAAUGGAUGUUCUUAGAAAAGUGGUUCAACUUGUAGAUAUUUGGGUUAAAGAAAUGGCUGUUGCAAAGAACAUACCCGAGACCUCAAAUAUAGGAGCUAAGGUUUAUACAUUCGGAUCUUACAGACUCGGAAUUAAUGCUAAAGGAGCAGAUAUUGACACGCUGUGUGUAGUUCCACGUCAUAUCGACAGAAACGACUUCUUUGGCUCGUUUAUGGAUAUUCUGAGAAGAGAGCCAGGAAUCAAAGACAUGAGGAGCAUUAUGGAUGCAUUUGUGCCUGUCAUUAAGAUGACAUUUGAUGGUAUUGAGAUCGAUAUGUUGUUUGCGCGACUGGCGUUAACAGAGGUCGAGGAUACGCAAGACUUGAGAGAUGACAACAUACUGAAGAAUCUGGAUCAGAAGUGCGUCAGGAGUCUAAAUGGUUGCAGAGUUACCGACGAAAUUCUACACUUGGUUUCGAACAUUGAAAGUUUCCGAAUGACCUUAAGAGCGAUCAAAUUGUGGGCCAAAAGAAGAGGAGUGUAUUCCAAUGUUCUCGGAUUUUUGGGUGGCGUGUCGUGGGCAAUGUUGGUAGCGCGCAUCUGCCAGCUCUAUCCAAAUGCUACACCAUCUGUGCUCGUGCAAAAGUUUUUCUUUGUAUUCUCAAAGUGGAAAUGGCCACAACCAGUUCUGCUGCAGCAGCUGAGUGUAUGUAAGAUGACUGGAACGUUUAGCUUUUGGGAUCCGAGGAAAAAUCCAUCAGACCGCUGCCACCUAAUGCCAAUCAUAACCCCGUGUUUUCCGAACCAGAACUCCACGUACAACGUUACUGCGUCGACCAGAGCCAUAAUGAUGGAUGAAUUUGAGAGGGGUUUGGCGAUAUCUACGGAGAUUUUAAAUAAGAAGGACGAUUGGGAGAACCUCUUCAAGCCGUAUGACUUCUUCCACAAGUACAGACAUUUCAUUGUUGUAAGGGCCAGCUCUUCCACUGCAGCCAGUCACCUGGAAUGGUACGGUCUGAUCGAGUCGAAACUGCGUCUCAUGGUCCAGAAGCUGGAGGCCAAUCCGGUAAUAAAGCUGGCACACAUCAACACUAAGGCAUACCCGCCUAGGAGUGAUUCCACUGAGCAGCACUGCACGCAGUGGUUUAUUGGGCUGACCUUCUCCCAAGCCUCUGUGAAAAUCGACCUGACCUAUGAGACUCUCUACUUCCACGACCAGAUAAGAUUGGCUGUGGGGCCGAAGCUAAAGGAGGGUAUGAACAUGGACGUCAAGUACCUAAGAAAGAAGGAGUUAAUAAAUUAUUUGCCGGACAAUGUUCUACACACUGAAAGUAGGGGAAUCAAGAGAAAACAUACGGAUGAAAUGAACUUAUCAGAUUCUUCAUCCCAAUCGACAUCAACCACGCCACGCCCAUCGCCGAAGCACAACAUUUCCGCCAGCGAGUCUCGACUCCCACCGAGCAACAACAACAACAACAACCUCAGCGCAUCCAUUAUCAGUCCGCAGGUAGCAAACGAGCAGAGGUACAUGCCGGAAUCUAAAAAAAUGAGAUGCAUGACUUCCAGUAAGUCGGACUCCUUCCUAUUGGGUACUGACUCUCUACCAGCUGGUAAAACGCCGCAACUUUUUAACAACACCAAUGGAGAUGGCAACUCAGACGGCAGCGGUAGUAGGAAUGUGUGCUACGGCAGCCACGCCGACGACGACGACCUCCUUGGUGGUGUCAACGGAAGUGGGGAUGAUACGCACGCUCGAGUUGGCCUACUGCAGAAGAUGAACGCCGGAUCGACGAGUAGCUGUGAGAAUUCCAACGAUUGUUACGACACCAUCGUGAAAUCCACCGCAACGACACCAUCUCAUGGAGACAAUCACUUCAACAACGACAACAACAACAACAAUCUAUCUAGCAUGGAUAUCAGAGCCAUCGACUCACUAGUUAGCAGGCAUAAUAUGCACGCUGGACAGUCUCACCUACAGCAGACGACACACUCAGUGCCUAUCAACAAGAAGCCCAUUCAAAUUGUCAAACUCAGUCGAUGAUGACGACGAGGACGACGAUGAGGAAGACGAUGAUGAAGGAAUUGAUAACAUUAUAAUGUUCAUGAUGAUGAUUGAAGUAAUGUUGGUGAAGACGACGAUGGUGAAGAUGGAUGAAUGUUGUUCUAUACUCGCAACUGUACAGUCUUUGGUUAUAUAUUUUAUUUUAAUUUUUCACGUACGAUUAUUAUUAUUAUUAUUAUUAUAUUAUCAUUAUUAUCGUUGUUAUUGUUGUUGUUAGCCUUUUUAUACACGCAGACGUAUGUGUGUGUCUGUAUAGGCGCGCGAAAAUAUGAAAUUCAUCUGUUUCAUUGGUCUCUUGGUCAGCCAAUGGCGUGCUUCUACAUGCUGGCAAUUUGAUUAGAUGAUUAGAAUUAAUUAAUGUUUUGUCCAUAUAUAUCUACGUAUAUAUAUAUAUAUAUAUAUAUAUAUAUAUAUAUAUAUAUAUAUAUAUAUAUAUAUAUAUAUAUAUAUAAGCUUGUUUCGCGCGCAAAUAUAAGUUGUGUACAUAUUGAGUUUUAAAAUAAAAUUAGGUGGUAAUGAAGUUGAUGAUGAAGUGAGGCAUUUUUGAGGUUUCUUCACUCACUUUUAACCAUUUUAACAAUUUUAAAAAUAAUUAUUUUAAAGUGUAUUAUCAUCAUUAUUAUUAUUUCAAUUAAUAAUAAUUUUAAAAAUAAUUAUUUUAAAGGGUAUUAUUAUUAUUAUUAUUUUGUAAUUAAUAAUAAUUUUAAAAAUGAUUAUUUUAAAGUGUAUUAUUAUUAUUAUUAAUACACUGUAAUUAUUCAUUAUUAUAGUUAUUGCUGUUUUAAUUGUAUUGUAACUGAUUACGUAUAAUAGUAAUGGCAACAAUUACAAUAUGAAUAUUUAUUUGUAAUGUUGUUA
Messenger RNA from Helobdella robusta, 3111 nucleotides. RefSeq lists its product as hypothetical. Lineage: Eukaryota; Metazoa; Annelida; Clitellata; Rhynchobdellida; Glossiphoniidae. The transcript has 13 exons. The record is from RefSeq and is a predicted model, not a curated record. Gene Ontology annotation, molecular function: poly(A) RNA polymerase activity; RNA binding. Gene Ontology annotation, cellular component: nucleus. The coding region runs from base 1 to 2232 and encodes 743 amino acids.